AGCAAUGAGAAAGAUGAUCAAUCCCAGUUUCCGAGCAAACGUUUUGACGUCGUUUGACGAAAAUUUUCGAUACCAUACAAAUAUUUUUGUGAACCUACUGAGGAGACACGAAAAUAGUGGACCGUUCGACAUAUUUCUUCCUGUGCAUUUAUGUACUAUUGAUCUUAUCUUUGACAACAUGAUGGAGAGCCGCGUGGAUGUUCAAAAAAAUAACUUUACAUAUCUAUCGUCAAAUUUAAUUGCGAUCUCGGAAAUGGUCUUUGAGAGAGCAUUUGCCCCGCUUUUGUGGCCGGAUUGGAUCUACAGGCUGUCAGGAAUGCAAAACUUGUUUGACAAACUGCUUGGCGAGGAGAAAAGUUUUCUGCAAGAGAUGUUGGAAAGGCGGAUAGUCACCAGAGAGGCGGAGAAAUUGUGUUUUCCACACGAAAAAUUGCAAACAUUCAUUGAAAUAAUGCUAAGAAACCUGGACUCGGGAUCCAUUUCCAAGGAUCGAGUACUCUCGGAAAUGACAGAGAUGUUUAUAGCUGGUUCAAUCAGCACCGCUAUAACAAACGCAUGGGUAUUUAAAAUGCUUGCUAUGUUCCCUGCGAUUCAAGAUAAAGCGUACCAGGAAAUUAUAGAAAAUUGCGAUGGGACUGAGGUGACACCUGAAAACCUAUCAAAUCUCUUUUACUUAGAAAUGAUCAUUAAAGAAACGCUCAGACAUUUCACGAUUCCUGUGAUGGGACGGAGAAUUACGGAGGAUCUUCAGGUCAAUGAAGAACUUAUCAUUCCUGCAGGAAUACAAGUUUUUUUGUGCACGUACGCGCUUCACCACGAAACUAUCUAUUGGCAAAAACCAGGAGAGUUCUACCCAGAACAUUUUUCAUCGGAAAAUGAAGCAAAUAGGCCUAAAGGAGCAUUCGUGCCGUUCUUGAGCGGGCCUCGAGGAUGUCCAGGCCACCAUUAUGCAAUGAAGUCCAUAAAGUUCAUCGUUGCGAAUACGAUUUUGAAGUACCACUUUUCAACGGAUGAAAAACCCCCGGAGGAUAUGAGAGAUUUAGACUACCGCUUGGUGUUCAUGAUUUGGCCAGCCACAGGAUUUGAAGUCAAAAUCAAAAGAAGGUGAUGUUACCCCAUCAAAUUCUUAUGAAUGAAUUCUUGCAGUCGCCUCCGCGUCAGAUCCAUCCUUUCGCAUCAAGAUUCAUCAGUUUGUCACAUAGGUACAUUUUUCAGUGUAUAAAAAUGAUUAGUUCAUUUACCUCGCUGGGUCUAUUUUUAUAUUCCAUGCGAUUUUAUAAUAUAUCUUGAGUUACUUCACAAGUAUGAGGUAAAAUAUUCCAGUUGAUAAGUGGAUAAGAUGUUCACGAUGAGGGGCUAAUUUUUGUAAAAGCACAGUCUUUGUGCUAAACUUUAAAACUAAUAACUUGUAUAUUACAAUUGUUGAAUAUUUAAUAGUCUUUCGUGAUGUACUACUCAAAGAAAGACAAGCAUUUUCCCGCAAAGCUAACUUACGAUCCCUGUUUCCGGCGUCAAUAAAUCUUCAGGCCGCCAUUUAACUUCAAUAUGUGGCGAAGUAACCCUAUUAAUUAAAUCGAUCAGCAGCCGUGUUGUCAAGAGAGGUAGAAAAACAAAAUAUUUUAUAUUAAAUUGCUAGAGGCGCAGUGCUGUCUUUUAAAAAAGUGAUAGUCGAACUGAACCGAUUGACUUGGCGCAUUUUGAAAUAUGUCAUCAUUCACAAAACAUUGGGUUUUACUUACAAGUUUUUUGUUUUUAAUUUUCUCCUUCCUUUAUUGUGUGUGUUUUUUCAAAUA
Molecule: messenger RNA, 1793 nt
Organism: Bemisia tabaci
Lineage: Eukaryota; Metazoa; Arthropoda; Insecta; Hemiptera; Aleyrodidae
Product: cytochrome P450 4V2-like
Molecular function (GO): oxidoreductase activity, acting on paired donors, with incorporation or reduction of molecular oxygen; heme binding; monooxygenase activity
Source: RefSeq, a predicted model, not a curated record